Molecule: messenger RNA, 405 nt
Organism: Striga asiatica
Lineage: Eukaryota; Viridiplantae; Streptophyta; Magnoliopsida; Lamiales; Orobanchaceae
Source: the annotation of a GenBank genome assembly
AUGUUUCCUCAUGAUUUGGAGUUUGGUUUUCAGCAGUUGAGCUCUGACAGCCAUGCUGUUUCAGUCCCACCCUCUCAGUAUAAUCCACUCGAUGAGCCAAGUCCUCUGGGUUUGAGGCUCAGAAAAAGUCCAUCAUUAUUGCAUUUGAUCCAGAUGAGGCUCUCUCAUGGGGGUAAUGUUGGUGUUUCAGUGGCCCCGAGUGAAACUACCGAUUGUGGAAGCAAGAAAGAUGUGAAGGGCUUUUCUGCUCCCUCAAGUGCUGCUAAUGACAAGUUGAAGGCUUCGAAUUUUCUGGCUUUGUUGUUGAGAAUAGUAGCUGGGAGGUAUUUUUCUGAACUUUUAACUUUACAUGUUCUUAUGAAUCAGCAUGCUCCACCUAAAUGCUUCUGGUGGGUUGUUUGUUAA